Messenger RNA from Lolium perenne, 1985 nucleotides. Its product is annotated as putative E3 ubiquitin-protein ligase RING1b. The record is from RefSeq and is a predicted model, not a curated record. NCBI's taxonomy places the organism in Eukaryota, Viridiplantae, Streptophyta, Magnoliopsida, Poales, Poaceae.
CGAGAUCUGCUAGAGUCAAGCGUGGCAAAUGGUGGUGCAGUUCAGCGGCGGUGAGACUCAGACGUCAGACGUCAGACCUCCCUCAAUCUCAGACGACAUCCUCCUCCGUCUUCCGGCGUUCCCCGCGACCCCUUCCGCCGCCCCCAAAUGCCUGCCCAGAAACGUCCUCCCCCGUCAUCCUCUCCGUCUCCAUCCCCACCGUCCUCCGCCGUUGGGGACAACUGCCCACCUUCCCCGUCGACGGCCGAGCGCGCUGAGAAGAAGCCCAAGCUGGAGGAGAACGGCACGGCCAACGGCAACGGCAACGAUUUCAUCGACACCAAGUCGGCUGCUGCGGCGGGGUCGGAAUCGGAGUCGGAGGUGGACGACGCUGCCACCGAAAAGGAGUUUAUACCGGUAAAAUUGUCAGAUGUACGCAAAGAAGUGCAGUGUCCCAUAUGCUUAGGCAUCAUCCGAAAGACUAGAACAGUUAUGGAGUGCCUACAUCGAUUCUGCAGGGAAUGCAUUGACAAAUCAAUGCGACUUGGGAAUAACGAGUGCCCAUCAUGUCGCACACACUGUGCAAGUCGGCGUUCUUUGAGAGAUGAUCCAAAUUAUGAUGCCCUGAUUUCAGCUUUAUACCCAGAUAUUGACAAGUACGAAGAAGAGGAACUUGCCUUCAACGACGAGGAGAAUGAUCGCAAUAAGCAGAUUCAAGCUUCCAUUGCCGAGGCUUUCCAGAAACAGUCAGAAGUGAUUGGACAGAAGUUUACUGCCAAAGCCACUGCUGCUGCAUUUGUAAGAAGAUCACGGCGUAACAUGCGGGCUAAUGGGCAGAGUAAGUAUCUUCGUGGCAGAGGCAGGGCCAGUUCCCAUGAUGUUGGUCUGUCCUGUUCUAAUGAUGAGCAAGAAGGAAAUGGUGAAAACUAUGGCAAAGAGUCAUCAUCUGCUGAGGAGAGCUCCCCAGAGAAAAAACAGAAAAGGUUGCCCAAAUGGCCAACGCCACGUUCCUCACCUGCUCGAGCAGGAUGCAGUGAUGAGGUUGCUGAUGAUGAUGAUGUAGGAAUCACCAGAGAAAAUUUCAGCACAUCUCCUCUGCGAGCAUGGGGUAAGAAUGGUACUCGUAGUCAGACUCGCCAUGGCAAUUUUAGCAAUUCAAAUGGUAGGGUGGUCAAGGGUGGUCGCACGAUCAAGUUGGUUGACUGUCUUCGUACUUCUGAUGACAAUGACGGCGAGCGUGGAGUACAUCUUUUUCUGAUUCCGCUGGAUGGACAAACUAUGCCAAAUUUGGAGAAGUCGUACUUAUGCUGCGGCCCAACUCUCUCGGUCAAACAUCUUUGUCAGUUCGUCGCUGGCCAGACAUCUCACAAGGAUGAAGAAGUUGAGAUGUACGCAGUGAAGCCUCCACGUAGCGAUCGGAACAAAAUCAGUUCUGAAAAGGCAAAGCUUGCAGGGGAGGAACGCCUUUCUGACAUAUGUUCUCAGUUCACUUCCCCCAAUGGUGAUUUGGAGCUGGCGUAUGCCGUAAAGAUGUCAAACUGAACAAGGAACUGAGCAUUGAGGGUGGAUUCGUACAUAUCCCUUGACCCCGACGGGAGUCUGGGAUGUCAUAUGAUCUAGCAGUGUCUUGUGGGAUUUGUAGUAAACUGGUGGAGGAAAAGACUGGUUGGAUGUGGGCAUGCGGCGAUGUCUUGUACUAACUGGCGAGGCAUUGUCGUUCUUAUAUAAGGUAAAUGUGUGUAGAUGAUUGCUGGUUAGUAGAUUUCGAAUGAACUAGAGAUACCCAUUCUUAUUUAUUUUCUGUUUUUUUUUACCGUGAGGUUAAUAAUCUUUUUUUUAGAAAGAACUGAAUAUUCUUUGUGCAGACUGCUGUGCAAAGAAAUUCCUGAUGCUUUUUUUUUCUUCUACUGUGAUAUAUAUUUGUAUUGGCCCAUGUAUCAAGGAACAACUGUAGUAAAACAUACAUCUCAGAUAUGAACAUUGAUACGUAUAUUUAUUGAAGAUCA